Messenger RNA from Lathyrus sativus (Indian pea), 615 nucleotides. NCBI's taxonomy places the organism in Eukaryota, Viridiplantae, Streptophyta, Magnoliopsida, Fabales, Fabaceae. The record is from the annotation of a GenBank genome assembly.
AUGUCAACAAAUGAGCAUGAGUUAUUGAAUAUUGAGGUACAGACUUUUGUUCUCAAAGUACAUAUGAACUGUGAAGGGUGUAGGGCCAAAGUCAAGAAAGUACUUAGAAAAGUUGAAGGUGUCUAUGGAGUAGACAUUAAUGCAGAAGAGCAAGAAGUAAUAGUGACAGGCAUUGUGAACCCUUCAACUUUGGUCCAAAAGUUAGCCAAAUUGGGUAAACAUGCAGAAAUUUGGAAUGAAGAUUACAACCAAGAACUCAUAGAUGAUGAGAAUAAAGCCGAGGACAACAAUCAAGAAUAUAUAAUGAAUGAUACAAGUAAUUCCUUUGAAAAUCAGUAUAUGAUUCCAAACUUCUAUGGCCAAGAUAUUAAUCAACAUUUGGCAGCACCAACACCACCAUUGUUUUUUGAAAGUUUUAACAAUGGAGCAAAUGAAAAUGUUAUCAGAAUCAAUGAAUAUCCAAAAUGGCAGUGGCCUGUAAAUUUUCACUCUGGCUUAUGGAAUCAAGAAAGACCACAUAACAUCCUUGGAGUGUCAUCAACUAUUGGUGAUGGUGAAUAUGGUUAUCAACCAUCUCUUAGGCCUAACAAACAUGGAUACUACCAUGGUUAUUAA